Lytechinus variegatus (green sea urchin) is the source of this 1205-nucleotide messenger RNA. RefSeq lists its product as uncharacterized. Bases 43 to 927 code for a protein of 294 amino acids. The transcript is spliced from 6 exons. Lineage: Eukaryota; Metazoa; Echinodermata; Echinoidea; Temnopleuroida; Toxopneustidae. The record is from RefSeq and is a predicted model, not a curated record.
UAUGCUGACACGCUUCAGAGUAAAAAAAAUACAUAAAAAGUCAUGGAUAUCGGAGACGAAAUUGAGAGAACGAUUCUAGAAAAGCUAAUGGAGUAUGGUGACAGCGUACUCGAAGACCCAAAGCCUGGUCACCACACAACACAGAAUGGAAGGAAAGCUUGCCAUCACCGUACGAACGAAAAAGGGGAGUCGGUCUCCAAGAAAAAGGUUAAGAAGAAGAAGAAGAAGAAACAGGCCGUAUCUGUGGAUGCAACUGACAUCAAAUGUCACAAAGGCAAGCAGAACUCUUUGAGAAGUUUUGACGAAGAACUGAGAUUGUUCAAGGCAGCGCAGGAGGAGAAGGAUUUAGAGGUGGAAGAAAAUAUUGAGCUUGACAGAAGGAAAGACUGUGAUGAACAGAAGAAGAAGAGAAAACCACCAGAAGUGGUUGUAUUUAAUGAUCCAACCAAGAGGAAAAAAGAGAACAUGUCCAAGGUGCAGGCUAGUGCAGGACCCAAGGGCAGAGAACAGAGUGAGGGAGAGGUGGACCUGGACCAAGCAAGACAUGAGGUCUGGAAGUUUGGCAUUAGCGGACUAUCCUUCGAAGAUAAAGAGAAGCAUGAAGCGGCUAAGGCUGUCCAACUAGGAGCAAAGCCCCCGAAGAGAGCAUUUGUGAAUUACAAAGAGCUAAUGGAAACCAAGCGACAAAAGAAGAUUGAAGAGAAACAGCAAAGAGAAAUUGAUCGACAGAUGGGAUUAAAAACAUCCAAGAAGAAAGAUGAAAAGAUACAACUCCAGAACAUAGGCUUUUGGACAGACAAGACACAACGGAAAGGAGUCUAUGUGGAUGGGCAGCUUGGAAAAUACAAGAGGGGUGUGCAGGUCUUCUCAAAGAGGGACAUAGCGAAGAUUAAAAAUCAGACAGGAAAGAGAAAAGGGAAGAGGUGACGUGGCUUGACACAAAAACUUGAAAUCUUAUCGUUAUCAUGCCUUUAGUAUGUAAAGGACACAUCUUGUCACAAGAAUAUUAAAUAAUUAUUAACUUUUAUCAUGGCCUCGGUAUAUGAAAAGUGAUGCAACAUUCACGGUGUAUUUGGAUUGUCAUAUGGAUAUUGCUAGGACUAGACUACUGCAGGAUUUGAGCUAGAUGACAUUUCGUCGCACGCACCACGAACCGUCCUCUCUGCGCACUUCAAUGCGAAAGUUAGUUUGGCAGAAAAGGCAUU